Molecule: messenger RNA, 2233 nt
Organism: Linepithema humile (Argentine ant)
Lineage: Eukaryota; Metazoa; Arthropoda; Insecta; Hymenoptera; Formicidae
Gene: l(3)72Dn
Product: UTP4 small subunit processome component l(3)72Dn
Biological process (GO): maturation of SSU-rRNA from tricistronic rRNA transcript (SSU-rRNA, 5.8S rRNA, LSU-rRNA)
Cellular component (GO): t-UTP complex; 90S preribosome; small-subunit processome
Molecular function (GO): RNA binding; protein binding
Source: RefSeq, a predicted model, not a curated record
CCCACGUGAUAUGAUGGUUGAAUUUACAAUACAUGUGGUAGAUGUGAGUAGGUGUAAUUUGUUAAAUGUGAGAUUUUAUAUUUAAUGACACAGAAAUAAGUAGUUAUGGCUUCAUAUCGUAUACAUAAUAUCAGGUUUUAUGAUUUGGAACCGAAAUCCGUAACUUGCUUGUGUCAUGAACCAAAAACGAAAAAAUUAGCUCUCGCAAGAAAGGAUUACUCCAUAGAAAUUUGGAAUGUUGGGAAUACUCCAUUCGUCGAAUGCAUUAUAGCCGGUCAUAUUGAGAACUCAGUGGAUAGCAUACUCUGGAUCGGUCCCAGAUUGUUCUCGACUGGUCCACAAGGUGCAGUAGUAGAAUAUGACUUGACGACGCAAACAAUCAAGCAUGAAGUCAUGGUGAUGGGAGGUGCAGCUUGGUGUAUGGAUGUGAAUCACGAGAAAACUCGUUUAGCAGUUGGUACAGAAGAUGGAUAUAUUAAUAUUUUCACUAUCCACGAAGAUAAACUAAUUUAUGAUGGAAUAUUUGAUAAGCAGAUAGGGAGAAUUUUGUGUAUUAAAUGGGACAACACAGGGGAGAUGAUUUAUACAGGUUCUACAGAUACCAUCAGGGUGUGGAAUGCUAUAUCUGGACAUGCAAUACACAAAAUGACGACUGUUCGAAGUAACAUCAGAAAAAAUACAACAAUGUGGUGCCUUGCAGUUACAGAUGACAAUAUAAUAAUUUCAGGUGAUUCUAACGGUUUCUUAUGUUUCUGGGACCCUCAAGCAGGAAUAUUAAUAGAAUCUCAUGAAAGUCAUACAGCUGAUAUAUUGGCUAUUGCUUUGUCACACGAUAUGAAUGUUUUAUAUUGCGCUGGUGUGGAUCCAGUUGUAAGAAGUUUCUGCAAGGUUACUCUAAAAUCAAGUGGAAAGUCUCAAUGGGUAAAAGGAAUUGAGAGGAGAUUGCAUGUCCACGAUGUCAGAGCGCUUGUAGAAGCCAAUGGAAAACUCUAUUCGGCUGGAGUAGAUGGAUAUUUAGCUGUGUCUAGUUAUCCGCCAAAAAAUCUUGUAAAAUAUCCCCCUUUACUUCAACCACCUUGUGCUAUAGUUUGUCGAAAAUCUAGAUGUAUUUUGUUGCGAUACACAAACUAUCUGGAGCUGUGGAGACUUGGUUCAGUCACUAAAGACUGUCCAAAAUUAAUAGGCACUUCUAUGUUGCAUCAGUUGGACAAGGAACCUAUAAAACUGUUGCAAUUAGAAACAAAGAGUGGCGAGAGCAUUGUAUCUUGCGCCAUUAAUAAAGAUUCAAAAACAAUCGUGUAUUCAACAGACACGCACGUCAGAGUUUUCAAUUUUGAUGUAGUAGAUGGAGAUGCUCAAUUAUCCAAGAAUGACAUUGAUUUAUCUAUGAAUCGAAUACAAAAGAUGUUGUUCAGUCCAAAUGGCAAGUUAUUUGCCGCUAUUGGCAAUAAUGGAAGCGAGAAUAUUGUAACGCUAUUCAAAGUGCAUAAGAAAAGUCUAAGAUUGAUCGGCUUGUUUCCGACAAUGAAGGAAUCUAUUACAAAUGUCAGUCUCGUGUGUUUCUCUCCAGAUAGCAAAUAUCUUGUAUGUGCAGAUCGACAAUGCGCGAUUGCCAUAUAUUUCAUUGACAACGGUGUAACAGCAGGAUCACUUAAGGCAUGGCAAUUGCCCAAGUACAGCUGCCCUCCGACGGCGAUGGCUGUGCAGAAAAACACGCUCAAUUUGGUUAUAGUUUACUCCGAUCAUAAGAUCGUCGAAUACAAUAUACCUAGGAGGCAAUACACAGAAUUUUCUAAUAAUUUGCAAAAUCGACUAUCAAAGCAAUGGUUAGCGCGUCCAUUUCCAAUAAUAAAUAUUAUAUUCGACCCUCAUAACGAAAAUGUCAUAAUCAUGCAGGACGAUUCAAGCGUGUACAUUAUUAAUAAGAUCAACGAUCUGCCAGAAAAAGAAGCAAAAAUUCUAAAACGUGAAAAUGGAGAAAAUACAGAAGAUAGCAAUUCAAUUUUAAGCUCACAAUUUCAACACGCAUUCCAAGUUACCAAAAAAUAUAAGCAUCUCGUCUACUUAAAUUGGUUGAACAAUGAAGAAUUGGUUGCAGUUGAAGUAAAUCCAGCCUCCUUGACUGAAAAAUUACCACCCACACUAAAACAAAAAUUCUUUGGCGUGUAAAUCUUGAGUAUGAAAUCUGCUGCAAAAUAUUAGUAAGAAAUAAAAAUUUUUUGUUUUAAUAUUA